Messenger RNA from Hibiscus syriacus, 1086 nucleotides. RefSeq names its product transcription factor MYB106-like. The coding region runs from base 1 to 1086 and encodes 361 amino acids. NCBI's taxonomy places the organism in Eukaryota, Viridiplantae, Streptophyta, Magnoliopsida, Malvales, Malvaceae. The transcript is spliced from 5 exons. The record is from RefSeq and is a predicted model, not a curated record.
AUGGGACGGUCUACAUGUUACGAUAAGGUGGGGUUGAAGAAAGGGCUAUGGACUCCAGAAGAAGAUCAGAAGCUCUCAGCUUACAUUGAACUACAUGGCCAUGGAAGCUGGCGUGCUUUGCCUGCAAAAGCUGUGCUUCAAAGAUAUGGUAAGAGUUGCAGACUCAGGUGGAUUAAUUACUUGAGUCCCGAUAUCAAAAGAGGAAAGUUCAGUUUCCAGGAAGAACAAACCAUCAUUCAACUCCAUGCGCUUCUCGGAAACAGGUGGUCGGUUAUUGCAGCUCAUUUACCGAAAAGAACAGACAACGAGAUCAAGAACUACUGGAAUUCGCAUCUGACGAAAAGAUUGAGCAAAAUGGGGAUCGAUCCGAUCACCCACAAGCCUAAAAUCGAUACCCUCGAGUCCGCAAGCAGUAACCCCAAGGAUGCAGCUUACCUCAACCAUAUGGCUCAAUGGGAGAGGGCUCGGAUAGAAGCCGAAGCUAGGUUUGUUCGAGAGUCAAAACUCAUGUCGAACCCUCAUCAAAACCUGCAGAUAGCCGCCGGUUCCUCCUCUUCCUCGGUUAUGGCACCACCGUUAACUAGGCCACAAUGCCUUGACGUGCUCAAAGCUUGGCAAGGCGUUGUCACCGGAUUGUUCACUUGCAAUACCGACAACCUUCAGUGUCCGACAUCAACUUUGAACUACAUGGAAAACAUGUUACCUAAUGGAUUAAUCAACGACAACUUUGUCGGGAACUCAUCGGUUCCUUGUGAAGGUGCGAUCGGAUACGAUAGCAAAAAUGAUUGGAAUAAUGAGGAAAGAUUAUUGGAUACCACCAUGGAGUUGCAUGAAAUGGCUGCAUGGUUUUAUCAAGAUUCAUACAUAGAACAACUUCACAUGAAUAAGGAAGGUAAUGAUUAUUCAGAUAUAAUGGUUUGGGAUUUUGGUAAUGAUUAUCAGCAGAAUUCGUCAAUGGUGGCACCUACUGAGAACUUGAAUGAAAAAGACUACGGUGGUGGUGAUAGCAGUUACGAGGAGAUCAUGAAUUACUGGAAUAAUAUCCUUAAUUUCGCUGAUGCUAAUCUAUCUCCUUCUAUUCAAUGA